GCCUCCUCCCCAGUCGGACCGAUUGAGGGAAGUCAGGUUCAAGAGAAGUCGCUCGUUACGGAACCGGUUUCACUCUGGAUCAGCGGAUAUAGAGCGGGUGGUGUCAGCAGGAGGAGGAAGUGCAAAUUAAAAGAAAGCGACGAUGGCGGCACAGGCGGAGGAGUCCAUUUUCCACAGAGCCCACUGCCGGCGCUUCGAGGAGCUGAGGGAAGGGAAAGAAAGUGAUUGGAAAGGACCUUUCUAUUUCAUACAAGGAGCCGACCCACAGCUUGGUCUUAUGAAAGCAUGGAAGAUUGGAGAUUGUGAUAAUGGAGGUGAUGAAUGGCAGGAAGAGAUCAAGCUUACAGAGCAAGCAGUGCAGUCUAUCAACAAGCUAACAUUGAAACCCAGGUUCUUUGUCCUUUGUGGAGAUCUUGUUCAUGCAAUGCCAGGUACACCUUUGCGUGAUGAGCAAACGUUUGAUCUCAAGCAUGUUCUGAAGGGCAUUGAUCCUAGCAUUCCAUUGGUAUUCGUCAGUGGCAACCAUGAUAUAGGAAACGCCCCAACCCCAGACACUAUUUCUGAAUAUUGCAAGAGCUGGGGAGACGAUUACUUCAGUUUCUGGGUUGGGGGAGUGUUGUUCCUUGUGCUGAACUCCCAGUUUUUUCAAGAUGCCUCCAAUUGCCCUGAACUAAAGCAAGCCCAUGACCUCUGGCUGGAUAACCAACUUGCUGCCACUCAACAGUUGAAGAGCAAACAUGUGAUUGUGUUCCAGCACAUCCCUCUAUUUCUCCAGACCCCUGAAGAAGAGAAUAACUAUUUUAACCUGGAAAAGUCAAAACGGCUGGAUCUUCUGCAGAGAUUUGAGAAAGCAGGUGUAAAAGCGGUCUUUUCUGGCCACUACCACCAAAACGCUGGUGGUAUGUUUAACAAUCUGGAUAUGGUGGUGACUUCAGCUAUAGGCUGCCAGUUGGGAGAGGACAAGCACGGAGUGCGAGUAGUGGUGGUGACAGAGGAGAAGAUCCAUCACAAGUACAUCAAUUUGGAAGAACUAAGUGACCUUACUGUUAAGAAUGUGAUUUCAGACCUUUUUGAAGUAAGUGCCCCGAACCCCUGCCUUUAAUGAAAAGUGGUAAGAAGAGGCCAUUUAAUCAGUGCACGUAAGGACCAUCACAAGAUGAGAGGCAUAAAUUUGUAAAUUUGCAUAUCUGUUGAAGUCCAUUAUAGCCAGAAAGAUUUGUCCUGCUGCAUUAAGCUGGGAGCACCAAUAUAUGUGAAUUCUACCAAAUCAACUGUACGUUUUUCUGUAUAUUUAGGUAGAUGUCUGUUAUCUCUCGAAGUUACACACACAAUCUUGAAACUUUUAUAGCACUAUUUUUGUUACCAUCUGUGGCAACAUUCAACCAGCUGUCAUUGCUUUCAUCCAUGAUCUGUACUCAAGCUGUACAUUAUCUGAGCACGUUGAAGUACCUGAAAUAAUAAAAGAUAUGUAAAC
Molecule: messenger RNA, 1474 nt
Organism: Carcharodon carcharias (great white shark)
Lineage: Eukaryota; Metazoa; Chordata; Chondrichthyes; Lamniformes; Lamnidae
Gene: cpped1
Product: calcineurin-like phosphoesterase domain containing 1
Exons: 4
Coding region: 143-1102 (319 amino acids)
Molecular function (GO): hydrolase activity
Source: RefSeq, a predicted model, not a curated record